Microdochium trichocladiopsis is the source of this 804-nucleotide messenger RNA. RefSeq lists its product as uncharacterized. NCBI's taxonomy places the organism in Eukaryota, Fungi, Ascomycota, Sordariomycetes, Xylariales, Microdochiaceae. The transcript has 2 exons. The record is from RefSeq and is a predicted model, not a curated record. The coding region runs from base 1 to 804 and encodes 267 amino acids.
AUGGGACAACCAUCGAUUCUCUCAAGUCGUUGCGCAUCAUUUCAUCAUCAUCUCGUUCAUAUCAGCGAUCACGUCGAGACCAAACGUGUUCCAACAUCUUGGCCGGAUGAAAGAUCCAGCUGGAAUGGAGGCCCAGGGGUACUUGAUGAAAUAGUGGUUAACACUUGUCACUCGCGCCGCCGUGCGUAUGCGAAUAACGAUGAAAGCUACAACAUAUCGUCUCGCAAGAAGCCACAUCCACAGUACUCUACACGUCAGCGCGCUGCGGAGAGCAGCGUCCCAGGCGAGGAUCAUAUCACGACAGGAUCGCUCAAAGUAGGCGAUAACGAGAGGGCCGCGGAUCCGGCUAGACAUUGGCAGGGCGAUCUGGACCGUCCCACAGCCGAAAGCGUCAGCGACAGAAACGCGCAAGCAGCCAGUAAGGGCAGGGCCGAGGUGGUCAAGAUACUGCCGCAGCUUGAAAGUGAGACUAUGUGCUCAGACGCUCGACAAACUCGUCAAACGGCACAGCUGGCUCAGCAGCUGGCACAGCGGCCCUCGAGCCAUCCUCCGCGCGAGAAGGAGGCGGGCCAGUCAGAUCUUGAGAGCCAAGAGCACUUGAAGCGCGAUGGUGUUCUGGAUUCCGCUAGGAGUCACGACCUCGAGGGGGACGACGCUGAGACGCGCGGGGCUCACAAGUAUAGCCUUUGUCAGAACGGCCUCUUUCCUGGAGAUCUUGUCAGCCGAGGAACCAUCAUCGUGAUCGAUGGCGAGGAUUACGUCAUGUACAGCGUGCUCAAACAAGGUUGUGAUAUUCCGGAAUAA